UGUGACAUCGCCAACUCUGGUCUGCCCUGCACGUCAGUGCCAUGGGACAGCUGUGAGCACAUCGAGAUGCUGGUCAACAGGCUGUUGGUGCCCUAUGUUAACCAGGUCCAUAAUAAAUUCCCAGGCUGGAGUAUGGACCAGGCACUUCAAGGUGCUGUUGCCGGCUACAACGGUGGGGGUCAGCAGAGUGAACUCAUGGGAGGCCGUCGAUGCCGGAACUACCGGCCCACGGACUACAGCAAUGACGUCCAUCGCCAGGGCCAAAUGGCUCAUGGCCCAACGGAUGGAACUAGACCGUCAUAGUUAUAUCGAAUGUAAAUAGAGCAUAAAAAACUGUUUUG
Messenger RNA from Physella acuta, 341 nucleotides. RefSeq names its product glycine, glutamate and proline-rich protein-like. NCBI's taxonomy places the organism in Eukaryota, Metazoa, Mollusca, Gastropoda, Physidae. The record is from RefSeq and is a predicted model, not a curated record.